Messenger RNA from Striga asiatica, 2206 nucleotides. Lineage: Eukaryota; Viridiplantae; Streptophyta; Magnoliopsida; Lamiales; Orobanchaceae. The record is from the annotation of a GenBank genome assembly.
AUUCAAAUUAAAAUACAUCGAGAACUAGUUUACUUGAUUGUACCAUACCUUUAUGGUUUUGUACCCUACCUGACAUUUCCCCAAUCACUGCCCACCUUAAACCCUGCCGGCGGCUGCUCAAUUUCCCGGAGCCCCAGUCUCCGCCAUUAACCCGCCUAAUCUCGCUGCUAACAUUAAUGGCCGUCUAGAGCUCACCAUCUGAAUUUAUCUUCAUUCCGACCAAAACCCCUCCCCAAAAUACUCUAGCACAAUGUCGUUCCACUCCGCCGUAAUCCAGAAGCUCCUCAGCGCGAACGCCCAUAUCGGCCGGCGCGUGACCGCCCACCACUUCAAAAUCUUCUCCGAGGGCACCCGGAACUCCGUCAGCGUCAUCGACUCCGACAAGACCCUCAUCUGCCUGCGCAACGCCUGCAACUUCAUCGGCCACCUCGCCCGCAACGAUGCACGCUUCCUGUUUGUGAACACCAACUCGCUGUUCGACGAGAUCAUCUCGCAGAUGACCCAGGCCGUCGGGAUCAAGAACGACCCUACGUGGCGGCUCGGGGGAUUUCUGACCAACAGUUCGAGCCCAAGGAAGUUUCGGGGGAGGAACAAGAAGUUCAACCUCAGCGCGGUCAGGGCCCCAGACUGUAUUGUGAUCUUCGACACGGAGAGGAAGAGCUCAGUGAUUCAGGAGGCGCACAGGCUGCAGAUCCCCGUGGUUGGGCUGGUGGACUCUAGCAUGCCAUGGGAGACUUACCAGAAAAUAACGUAUCCAGUGCCGGCUAAUGACUCAGUAGAGUUUGUGUAUUUGUUCUGUAAUUUGAUCACCAAGACGAUAUUGAAGGAGCAGAAGGAAGCUGCUGUGGAGAAGGAUACGAAGUUGAUAGCAGGAGAAGAUGCUGAACGAGAUAAGACAUCCAAAAAGUUUGUUCUCCCUUAUGAAAGUUUACAACCAUCUCCCGAGGAUAUCUCGGAAAUCAAGCAGCUUUUCGACAAGCUUGUCAUAUUGAAAGUCAAUAGUAGUCUGGGGACUAAGAUCGGGUUUAAUGGCCCCAAGUGUGCUAUGGAAAUUAGUAGUGGUGUGACAUGCCUUGACUUGUUAAUCAACCAGAUUGAGGCACUAAAUGAAAAAUAUGGAUGCAAUAUUCCUCUGCUCUUGGUGAAUGCAGAAAAUGCACAUGAGGGUAUAUUGAAGGUCUUGGAGAAACACACGAAUAAGAACAUUCAUUCUGUUACUCAGAACCACCAUCUCCUGGAACAUGAUGACAACUCUAAGCCUCGUUCAACUAAAGAGCGAGAUAACCAGGAUGAAAUGAAUAGCAUCAAUCUUGCUGGGGUCUUCCUCCCACUGAUGGAUGGCGGAAAAUUGGAUGUGCUAGUAUCACAGGGGAAAGAGUAUAUCCUGAUGUUGAGUGAUGAUAAUCUUGCUCAUGUGAUGUCGAAAUCUUCUGACUUAGAAAAGAGUGAACUUCCACUGAAUGAAGAUGUUUCGACUCCAAGACCGAAGGAAAAUUGGAAAUCCAUUGACACGAUGUGGAUGAACAUCAACUCUAUUGAAAGCCUUGUGGAAAGACGUGCUGCAAAGGGGAAUGUGACCAUUUCAGAGCUGUUCAAUCAGUAUUUUGCUUUGGGUGUUCCUAAAGCAAGAUAUUUGCCCGUUAAAACGACAACAGAUCUAUUUCUGCUGAAGUCUGACUUGUACACAUUUACGGAUGGCACACUGACUCGAAAUACAGCCAGAGAAAAUCCUGAUGACCCAUAUGUUGAAUUGGGACCAGAAUUUGAGAAUGUCAAUGACUUCCAAGCACGAUUCAAGUCCAUUCCUAGUGUUAUCAGGCUUGACAGCUUGGAGGUGACUGGUGAUGUUUGGUUUGGAGCUGGGGUAACUCUUAAGGGGGAAGUUAGUAUACAUGGGAGACCAGGUCUGAAGAUAGUAAUACCCGAUGGCUCAGUGUUGGAAGAUAGAAUUAUCACUAGCCAAGCAGAUGUUUGAGAAGUAUCGGCAUAGCUUUCAUAGACUGGAUAUGGGAGUCGAUGCCCAAGGACUUUGUUGUGAUGAAAUUUGUUUUUGAUUCAUCUAAAUAUAAGGGUUAGGUCGCACUCAUUUUGCAUGAUGCCUGCUAGUGAAUGUGAAAGAAUGGGUGAAAUGAACUAUAGCCAAUAAGUCAUGUUCCGUUGUGUUUGCACUUUGCAGAAGUAAAUUCUUGCGGUUUUUUUUCUACUU